CCGUAAAGCUUGGAAGAGGCGCGCAGCUGAUGCUCUCCAGUGGCAGCCUUGCUGCUCACUCUCUCCCUCCACAAUUAAACCGGGGCCGUGUGAGGAUUUAUGGGAUUAGAUUCCCAUUGCAGAGAGACAGUUGCUUGGGGCCGGGGGAGAAAAGCAAGAGAGCAUAGCCACGGCCUCUUUCCUUCCUUCCUGUAUUACUUUGGACCUUCUGAAAGCAAAGGUGCCACUUCGAUAAACAAGCCACUUCUUUUUGGAAGGACGCCCGGAGCGCCCCUUCUGCCUGCCCCACAACCUUGGCCGCACCAUGGGCAUCCUGGACCGCUUGAGGAAGGACUGGUUCAUCCUGGGCAUCGUCCUGGUCAUCACCGUGGCCAAGCUGGAGCCGGCCUUUGGGGUGAAGGCGGGACCACUGAAACCAGAAAUCACCAUCACAUAUAUAGCUGUGUCAGCAAUAUUCUUUAACAGUGGGCUCUCUCUGAAAACUGAGGAGCUGACAAGUGCUUUGAUGCAUGUGAAAUUGCAUCUUUUUGUCCAGAUCUUCACACUCGCAUUCUUCCCAACAGCAAUAUGGCUAUUUCUUCAGCUGUUAUCUAUCACACCUAUAAAUGAAUGGCUUUUAAAAGGUUUGCAGACCGUAGGCUGUAUGCCACCUCCUGUAUCUUCAGCCGUGAUUUUAACCAAAGCUGUUGGUGGGAAUGAGGCAGCUGCUAUAUUUAACUCUGCAUUUGGAAGUUUUUUGGGCAUUGUCAUAACUCCGUUGCUUCUGUUGCUUUUUCUUGGAUCCUCAUCAUCUGUGCCUUUUUCAUCAAUAUUCUCCCAGCUGUUCAUGACUGUUGUUGUUCCACUCAUAAUUGGACAGAUUGUCCGAAGAUACAUCAAGGAAUGGCUUGAGAGAAAGAAGCCUCCAUUUGGUGCUAUCAGCAGCUGCGUGCUCCUCAUGAUCAUCUAUACAACUUUCUGCGAUACAUUCUCCAAUCCAAAUAUUGACCUUGAUAAAUUUAGCCUGAUUAUAAUAGUUUUCAUAAUAUUUUCGAUUCAGCUGGGAUUCAUGCUGUUAACGUUCUUCUUUUCUACAAGGAAGAAUUCCGGUUUUACACCAGCAGACACAGUGGCUAUUAUUUUCUGUUCUACACAUAAAUCUCUAACAUUGGGAAUACCAAUGCUGAAGAUCGUCUUUGAAGGCUAUGAACACCUAUCCUUAAUUUCUGUCCCUUUACUCAUCUAUCACCCGGCUCAGAUCCUCCUAGGCAGCGUCUUAGUGCCGACAAUAAAAUCCUGGAUGAUUUCUAGACAAAAGGCACUGAAAUUAACAAAGCAACCCAAGGCGCCCGUGAAGGUAUAACAAUAGAAGAGGUCCAGUGAAUGUAUAUAUGUACUAUUUUGUACAUACACACAGAGACAAUUUGGAAGAUGGGCAUAUACGAAUGUCACUUCAGCACUUAACAUUAUUUUUAUAAACACAAAUAUAUUUAAAAUAUCUAUGAAAGUGCCUUAAAAUAUAUUUGACAAAAACAUGGAUUCCAAAAUCAGAUGGCUGGUUACAAUAAGAGGUUGCACACAACUGGGUGUGUGUGUGUGUGAGAGAGAGAGAAAAACUAUUUUGAUCUUUCUUCCUAACUGAGUAGUGAAAGACGUAUUUGACAAAAAGUCUUUCCAAAAUCAGAUAGCUGGUUACAAUAAGAGGUUGCACACAACUGGGUUUGUGUGAGAGAUACUAUUUUGAUUUUUCUUCCUGACUGUGUAGUGAAAGACUGGAGCUUCUGUCACCACCUCAGAGACAUUGAGUGCAAUUCCACCAAGUGUUUUUCUUGCAUCCGCCCCAUGGAACCAAGCAAAGACUGGACAGGGGUUGUGCUUUGUGCCGGAGCGUGCAAACCAUUCACACACACGUGUGUUGGUCCCAGACCAAACAAACCGAGGACUAUUCUCUUCCGAUUUGUUACAGGAAAGCAGUUCCUGAAGUUCCAGUCAAGACUAGCUUGAAUUUCUGUGUGAUUCCAUAACCCUCCCAACCCGUAUGAUUGUGACAUGCCUUUUUCUUCUGAGUUUGUGUACACUCAGCAUGGGGCCAUCCUUUGGAAAGGAAUUGAAAAGCAUAAAUUAUUUGCAUUUGUUGACACAGUUGUCUAGACAUUCCUUCAAAGCUAACUGUUUCUUAAGACAAUUCUCUCAGCUCCAUUUUUAUGAUAUUGUGGCAUUGUACGUCUUAAAUGCGCCAUAGGUUCAAAGAGACGGAUGCUUAAGGUAGUGCUUAGGGCAGUAAGGAGAAAUCUGUGAUCUGAAAGCACUGCUAUAGGGGUAUUUUAAAUAUAUAUUAUUAUCAUUGUUACCUUAAAUCUGAGUAAAACGUUAUCCCCCUUUUCCCAAAGUGCAGUAUUCCGUGCUCUCUAGCGAAAGAAGACUAUUUGUUAUUGCCAUUAGAAGAACCAUUUCCAGAAUUUAAAAACCCUGUUGUUCAUCGCCCAAACAAAAGCUAGAGAGGGUGGAUAAUAUUGACAUUUUUGUGACUAGUACAAAUAUCUAUAUUCUAAAGCGAAGCACAUUUGUGAAGGACAAAUGUUUCUGGUUAAUUUAACAAUCAGGUAUAUCUUGUGGGGAAAUUUUUGAAAAGGGAUUGAUUUUCUUUACAUGUUUAUAAGAGGGAUGAAGAAAUGACUAGUGUCAUAAUGAAUUUAGAGGAGGAAAACAGGGCAAAGGGAUUGCAUUUACUACUUCAGUAAUCAGUAUGCCUUAUUUUUAAGAAGUUGCUAUUAAGCUAAACAAGAAGGCAAGAAGCAAAUGGACAGAUACGACCUCAGCAGUAUGAUGUCAGUCACCAAUUCUUUGUGCAUUUGGGAGCUGAGGCCAAGAUGUUGUAUGUCAAAUCGCACAUGCAACAGACAAUAAUAAUGUAGCGGGCAGACACUUUCACUGCUCCAACAUCAAUAUAUCCACAAUCUGGUGCAAGCAGAAGAGCCUUACUGUACCACAAUGGCAUCUCCCCUACCUGCUGCAUGCCUAUGACCCAGAUUUCACCAGAGGAGAAAGUAGUGGCAAUGUGGUAUACUGUAUACCUCCUAAUCCAAGGGCAGCUGUCUAUAGAGUAGGCAUAGACAAACUUUGGCCCUCCAGGAGUUUUGGACUGAAGUCCAAAACACCUGGAGGGCCAAAGUUUGCCCAUGCCUGCUAUAGAGUCUGUUACUUUUUCAAUGCCUAGGCACUGGCAAUUUUUAAGCUCCCCCUGUAAUAGUGCCUUGACUUCAAGGAUCCCGCUGAAGGAAUAUCCAGUUCUACAUAGAUCUAAUUUCCCACAGGAGUCUUAACCACACCACCAAGAUUUUUUGAACUGCCAGGAAUGAACAGGAUCUUGGUCUCAGAAUUCCACCCCAUCCAGAAGGUGCUCCGUGGCCAAUUCCAUUGAGGUGUGUGGGGAGGCUUGCUUUAACAAGAGCGCAUGUGUGCACUUGACUGUACGUGGAGUUCGGGGAAUAACAGCAUUGAUUUUAACAUGGUCACCUCUGUCCAUUUCAGCGGAAAGAAAGAACAUGUUCUUGGGGACUGGCAUUCAGCUUUAAUGUUGAUUCUUAACUGUACACACAAGUUGAAAGGCGUUCCGCUCCCCCUUCCCUCGCAGUUUAAUCAUGCUUUAUUGGGAUUAGCUGUCCUGUUCAGAUAAUUUUAUUUGGUGCCAAGCUGAGGUGCCUUAUGUUAGCAACAAAUUGGUAUCAAAUGGUCUCGUACUGAUGUCAAAAUGAUAGACCGCUUUUGUAAAGUAAAGAGAUUAGCCCUGAAUGAUCAUGGUACACAAUCUGGUAACAUGGUAAGCACCCAUUAACAGGAAUUAAGGUCAGUGAAGUUUAACAUGCAACAAAAAGCCUAGUACAUUCCUCCAAUUAGGUUGCCUCAAUCAUGUAUAGGUGCAAAUAGCCCAUAAUUGUAGAACAGUUUUGUCACAUAAGGGUUUUUUGUUUUGUUUUUUAAACAACAAUAGUAAAGUGCAUAAAGAUGCAGCCCAAACAAUCCACAACGAGGAUCGUCUGUUUAAGUGGAUAAAUAUGUUUUUGCAUGUAAAUAACAAAUUCAUUUGAUUUACUCUUGGUAGCUCAUUAUAUAACACUUGACUCAUUGAUUUAAAAAUAUGGGCAGGCAGAAAGAAAGAAACAGCUUAUGUUUCUGUUUUAUUUACAUGUAUCCUUUUCUGAGCCUCUAAAAUACACUUAAUUAAUGACGAAAUCUUCUGGACAUACGUAAGUAGAGGGGAAAAUAUCAAACCUAAGAGGUUCAUGAUUGGAAAUUUGCAAACAGAUUGUAACAUAUGGUGAAUUUAUCUUGUGGCAAGUUCUGAGGAAGGGAUUUGUGGAAAGUGAAAAUCUGAUCAACCUUUCUUAGCUGUUACACAUGAGACAUUCCUGGUCAAUGGGUCCCUAUUGCUGCUAAGCAUCUAUCCAUUUUUUCUGUUCUGUCAUUUGAGUCAAGGCUGCUCUUCAACAGUCACUACACUGCUACAGUUCCAACAGAUCUACCUCGAAUUACUUCAAUGCCAUCAGCUCAUUAUUCUAAAUUAUGAAUAUUUGUUUCAAUCAUUUCAUUGAUAUUUUAUUGUAUUUAAGACUGAUCUGGGAAGUAACACUGGGCUAUCAUGGCUUCUGGAUCGUGAAAGCCUGAAAAGUGUUUCAUUUCUGUCGCUUUUUGUUUAAAUGAAUGUUGGAUUAAUUGUUCUGAAUGAUGGGGGAAUGGGGUAAAAUGAAACAGAAGGACAUUUUCUUCGAUUCAUACUUAGUAAAACUUAAUUGUUCAUAUCCAAAAUGUUACAUGUCAUGUUUAAACACUGUUAAGUUGUUUAUUUCAUGCCUUCAACUAUAAAAGGAACUCACUGGGUGUUAGUUACAAAAGAGAUAAUAGGCUAAUUUAUGCUGCAAUUUAUUUUUGUAACAUGGAUCUUUCCUCCUCUUUUUUGGGGUAAAGUUUUCUUUUGGGUUUUUUAAAAGCUUAUAUAAACGUUUUUAAAAAAUAAAAACAACUGAUUGAAAGCCA
Messenger RNA from Anolis carolinensis (green anole), 5013 nucleotides. It is a transcript of the gene slc10a7, whose product is annotated as solute carrier family 10 member 7. The record is from RefSeq and is a predicted model, not a curated record. The coding region runs from base 305 to 1342 and encodes 345 amino acids. The transcript has 13 exons. Gene Ontology annotation, cellular component: plasma membrane. NCBI's taxonomy places the organism in Eukaryota, Metazoa, Chordata, Lepidosauria, Squamata, Anolidae.